Messenger RNA from Tetrahymena thermophila SB210, 1416 nucleotides. RefSeq names its product calmodulin-domain kinase. The record is from RefSeq and is a predicted model, not a curated record. Gene Ontology annotation, molecular function: ATP binding; calcium-dependent protein serine/threonine kinase activity; calmodulin binding. The transcript is spliced from 9 exons. NCBI's taxonomy places the organism in Eukaryota, Ciliophora, Oligohymenophorea, Hymenostomatida, Tetrahymenidae. Gene Ontology annotation, biological process: protein autophosphorylation; peptidyl-serine phosphorylation; intracellular signal transduction. Gene Ontology annotation, cellular component: cytoplasm; nucleus.
AUGGAAAAAGAUAGCAAAUAAGGUGCUCUUGUCAAAAAGUAGUGGUUCAUCAAAUCAAACGCUGGUAGGAUAGAUGAUUUCUAUGAGUGGUCUAAGAAGAGAACUUUAGGAAGUGGACAAUUUGGAAGUGUCGUUUCAUGCAAGCUAAAAGGAACUAAUGACACAAGAGCUAUUAAAGUAAUCCCUAAAAGUAGAGUUAGAGAUCCUCAAUAAUUUUUGAAUGAAAUCAACAUUAUGAAAGAAUUAGACCAUCCAAAUGUCAUCCGUCUUUAUGAGACCUUUGAGGAUUAGAGAAAUGUUUAUCUUUCUAUGGAACUAUGCUCAGGAGGAGAGUUAUUUGAUGUUAUUACUGCUAAGAAAAAAUUUAGCGAAGAAGAAGCAAGAUUAGUUUUUAAUUAAAUUGUUUCAGCUGUCAGCUAUUGCCAUGCAAACAAUAUAUGUCACAGAGAUCUUAAGCCAGAAAACUUUUUGCUUUUGUAAAAAGAAUCUUUGGAUAAUAUUAAAGUGGCUGAUUUCGGUUUAAGCUGCAUAUUUGUUGAUAAAUAGUAAAAAAAGUAAGAUAUUUUAGGUAAAACUGGAAGUUCUUAUUAUAUGGCACCUGAAGUACUCUAAGGAAUAUAUAAUGAGCUUUGUGAUGUGUGGUCUUUAGGUGUUAUUUUGUACAUUCUUCUUUCAGGUAUUCCUCCUUUCUUUGGAAGCAAUGACUCUAAAAUAUUUGAGAAAAUAGAAAAAGGAACUUACUCAUUUGACUUCCCAUAAUUUUAAAACGUCAGCGAAAACGCUAAAGAUUUAAUCCGUAAGUGCUUGGUUCCUUAAGAUUAAAGGUUAAAAGCUAAUGAAAUUUUGAAACACCCUUGGUGUGCUACUGAAUAAAAAUAAUCUGCUAAUUUAAACAUCGAUGUAGGUAAUCUGAAAUCCUUUACCUCCAAUUCUAAAUUAAAGAAAGUCGCUCUUACAUUUAUUGCAAGUCAACUUUCUGAAACUGAAAUUAUUGAUUUAGGAAAGCAAUUUAAAUAACUCGAUAAAAAUGGUGAUGGUGUACUUUCUAUUGAGGAGAUAACAGAAGGUAUGAAGAAUUUUGAUGGCAAAUAAAGUCAAUUAUUAGAAAUUAUAAAAGAGAUAGACACAGAUAAAAAUGGUUAAAUUGAGUAUAGUGAAUUUAUAGCAGCUUCGAUGGAUAAACAGUUGUAUAUGAAGCAAGAAAAAUUAUAUUAGGCAUUUAAAGCUCUUGAUAUUGAUGGAAGUGGCUCAAUCAGCAAAGAUGAACUAAAAUAAGUUUUAGAUUCUGAUGAUCAUUUUUUGGAUCACUCAGUUGACUACUGGAAGAGUGUCAUACAAGAAGCUGAUAAGGACGGAAAUGGAGAGAUCGAUUAUGAAGAAUUUGUUGAAAUGAUGGUUCCCUCUUAAUCUGCUUGA